AUGAGGAUUUAUCAACUGAACGGUAUAUUAACAUGCGAUCAUGAAGAAAACUUCGAUAAUUUAACACAGCUAAUAGCGCACUACAAACGUGACGCGGAUGGUCUGUGUCAUCGCCUUGUGACUCCAAUAAUUAAUGAUAAAUAUCGCAUUGCGCGGGAUUCGGAAUCUCUCGAUGACCGUAUACGGCUCUUUCAGCAAGCAUCGUUGGUGAUUCGUCGUGGCGAUUUGCGUCUCGGCGACACAAUUGGCCAUGGAGAAUUUGGAGAUGUUCUUCUGGGGGAUUACAAUGGUUUUCGAGUUGCAGUGAAAGUGCUGAAGCGUAAUGCCAUGGUGCAGUCGUUGUUGGAUGAAGCAAAAUUUAUGAUAGGUCUGAAGCAUACAAAUUUGGUUGCUUUGCUGGGUGUAGUGAUCGAUGAUGCCCGGGAAAUUCUAAUGGUCGAUUUUUUGCGUUCACGUGGACGUCACCAACUGGAAAAGGUGCAGCUAACACAGUUUGCAAUGGAUAUUUGUGAAGGUAUGAGGUUUUUGGAGUUGAAGAACGUAGUACAUCGCGAUCUGGCCGCGAGAAACGUUUUGUUGGACGAUGAACUUAGAGCGAAAAUCAGUGAUUUUGGACUUGCGAAAAAUGUGAACGAGUGCCAACUUGUGGAAAGUGGUGUUAGCAAAUUUCCUAUCAAGUGGACUGCACCUGAAGCUCUUCGGUACAGUGUAAGCUUUUUGAGAAUGUGUCAGUAA
This is a messenger RNA of Gongylonema pulchrum, 735 nucleotides long. NCBI's taxonomy places the organism in Eukaryota, Metazoa, Nematoda, Chromadorea, Rhabditida, Gongylonematidae. The record is from the annotation of a GenBank genome assembly.